Molecule: messenger RNA, 426 nt
Organism: Wallemia ichthyophaga EXF-994
Lineage: Eukaryota; Fungi; Basidiomycota; Wallemiomycetes; Wallemiales; Wallemiaceae
Exons: 1
Coding region: 1-426 (141 amino acids)
Source: RefSeq, a predicted model, not a curated record
AUGUUCAUUAGACAAUUUACCAGACAGUUUACCAGCGCAUGCAAGCCAAGAGCCUUCACCACCUCGACUUCCCGCCUCUCUGUAACAGACAAUGUGAAGCAAGCUGUAUUCGGCAAGGACGAAAAGCAGAAAGCCGCUGAGCAAGCAGAGGCAAUGAAAGACGGCGCCAAGGCAGCAGGAGACAGGACAUCUGCUAAAGGGAGCGAAUUGGCCGACCAAACCAAGCAGGGCGCUGAGGGUGCAACUGAGCAAGUCCAAGGCAAUGCCACAGCGGCGAAGCAAGCCUCCACUAAGACUGCAGAACAACUUAAGCCGCACGUCGAAGACGCAGCCUCAAGCACCAAAGACAAAGCUCAAGAUCUCACAAACAAAGCCGCCGGUAAGGUUUCAGAUGCCGCAAACGAGGUCAAGAACAAGACCCAGUAA